AGUACUACAGUGUCAGUGACAGUCCACCGACCUGUCUGUGCUGUUUGUUUCAUGCAGGCUGUGCGGUCAGUAGCUUGGUAAUUAGCGUCUUUCCAACAGCCAGAUGAACCAAACGUUAACGUUAGGUAACAACAGCAGCUGAUAACUCUCGCUUUCAGAAAUGGCAGACGACGAAAUAGACUACAACAUCGUGUUUCCAGAUGCAGGGACAUCGGAGAGACACUGGCAGGGGACAAAGGAGCCAGUUGUGAUACUGUUGGGCUGGGCUGGCUGCAAAGACAAGCACCUGUCCAAGUACAGCUCCAUCUACAACGAGCAGGGAUGUGUCACCAUCCGCUACACUGCCCCCUUGAAGACGGUCUUCAUCUCCGAGUCCUUUGGCUACAAGGAGCUGAGCAGCACAGCCCUGAAGCUGCUGGAGAUCCUCUAUGACUAUGAGGUGGAGAACAGUCCCAUUUUCUUUCACAUAUUCAGUAACGGUGGCUUCAUGCUGUACCGUUACAUUGUAGAAUUGUUGCACAGUGACAAACAGUUCAGUUCCUUGUGUGUAAUCGGGGCUGUAGUAGACAGCGCCCCAGGUAGCGGGAAUGUCCGAGGGGCCCUGCGUGCACUGACGGCCACCUUAGGACCAAAAAUAAGUCCUUUUUUAAGGUAUGUCCUCUUAGCACUUUUUGCAGUGACUGUUUUCCUUUUGCGCAUUGUACUGUACCCUUUGACCAAGUAUAUCCACAAAAAUCACUAUGACGCAGUGCGGGAUAGGCCGCCCGCCUGGCCUCAUUUCUACCUGUACUCCAAAUCUGACCAAGUGAUCAGGUACAGGGACAUCGAGCUCUUCGUGGAGACCCUGAAGCAGAAAGGCGUCCCCGUGGACAGUUUCGAUUUUGUUUUCAGUCCCCAUGUUGGUCAUUUCCGGGAUUUUCCUGAACAGUAUGCUCUUAAGUGUCGCGAUUUCCUGCUUGCGUGCAUGAAGGACUUGGAAGGGGCUGAGACGAAGAAGAGACGCCGGAUUCAAAAUCAGUGAAACUUGGAGACACCCUCCCAGGAAUUCACUAACCAUCCGUUAAACAGUCUUUUCCAGAUUUUGAAGAGAGCUGAAGAAAAUCAGACAGCUUCAUUUUUCCACGGCGGUCUGAAAAAUCUUCCAGAAAAUUUUGUUCAGAUAACUGGAAUUUGCGCUGAACUCUGCGAUGUUUCUCCGUCUGUGGAAACCUUCCACAAAUGCGGUCUGGGUCUGCUGUGCGUAAUCCAUCUCUGGAAAAGCAGCCAUAUAAAACACUGUAACUGUUCAACCCUGCGUACUCAACAGUCAUGCACUACAUGUAAAAAAUAACAGAACAAACAGUUGCUAUACACUGGAAAAUUGGGACUUAAAUCCUUUAGGAUGAUUUCUAUGGUAUUUAAUAUUGCUGUGAAAUGUGAUGAGUCGUAGACUAGUAGUAGUGAUUCUAAACUGAUGAGACUGGUUAUUGGAAAAUAAUAAUCUGUAUCUUCUAUUUAUAAAACUUAAAAUGUAUUUAUGGUUUUAAUCGUUAAAAUGAAAAAGCUAGGGAGCUUACAGUGAAGGCGACUGUCAAACAUUAAAAGGAUUAAUAAUAUAAUACAUUUUCUUUGAAUUAAAAAAAAGCAUCUAAAUUGUUGCCUUAAGCAUUAAAUGCAAUCUUAUGUACUUUCUGGUCCACAAAUUGUAGAAUACCCAACCCUAGUAUGUGAUACAAAAUUGAUUUAGUUUAAGGAAAAAGGAGGUUGAUGAUGAAUGUAUAUGUCCAGCACAGCCUAUGUGUUCCUUUUAACUCAUGUGCCUUCAAUAAAUCAGA
Messenger RNA from Toxotes jaculatrix (banded archerfish), 1814 nucleotides. RefSeq names its product transmembrane protein 53 (gene tmem53). The record is from RefSeq and is a predicted model, not a curated record. The transcript has 3 exons. Bases 161 to 1021 code for a protein of 286 amino acids. NCBI's taxonomy places the organism in Eukaryota, Metazoa, Chordata, Actinopteri, Toxotidae.